Messenger RNA from Laccaria bicolor S238N-H82, 699 nucleotides. RefSeq lists its product as uncharacterized. The record is from RefSeq and is a predicted model, not a curated record. Gene Ontology annotation, molecular function: ribonuclease III activity. The coding region runs from base 1 to 699 and encodes 232 amino acids. The transcript is spliced from 2 exons. NCBI's taxonomy places the organism in Eukaryota, Fungi, Basidiomycota, Agaricomycetes, Agaricales, Hydnangiaceae. Gene Ontology annotation, biological process: RNA processing.
AUGUCUCCCCGCGGUCGUCGCUCAAGCCCAACCACCCAACUAGUGGAGUACCUCAACCGCUCCGACAACUGGUGCAACCUCAAGGACCUCCCUACAUUAGCAAAAUCCAGGCUUCGUCGAGCUCAGAACAGCGUGAAACGCUCAAAGGAUAACAACGACCUUUUGGAGUUUAUUGGCGAUCGUGUCGUAAACCUGGCUUGUUCCUUGAUCGUGGAUAAAGUUAAAGAGAGUUCCGACCACCACAUGUUUGUAGGACGCGUUCUUAGCAAUAACGAUACCCUCGGCCGAAUCGCAUACCAACUCGACCUGCACAAGUCUGCUCACCUGGACCAACGCGACGAUUUUGAAGUAACAGAAUGGAACCCCCGACACGCCAUCUCACCCCCGAAGGCCCUAGCAGACCUAUUCGAAUCAUACGCCGGCGCCGUAUACGAAGAACACGGUUGGGAGCGCGUCAUGGAUUGGCUCAAGCAGAUAUUCACACCCCUUCUCAAGCCCGCCACGGAAGACUUCAAUCGCAGGAGCGACGCAGGGUGUAACUUUUCCGAUUCGUGGCAGAGUGUUGAUCAGGAACUGCAAGACUACCAGGAGAGGAUCCUAGACUACCUCGACUUCAAAAGCAAGUUCCUGACUGAAGCGGCUCGAAGUGCUUUGGAUGCCCUACCUGCAUCGAGCCUCCAGUUGAUAUUUCGUUGGUGA